AUGUCUCCAAAAUGCCCAAACAGACUGCUACCAAAGAUCCAAUGGAAGAAUCAGGAUAAAUAUGUUGACUAUGGGAAGAAGCUCAAUCUUAGUCAGAUUGGAGCAACUGUCCCAGCUACUGUCCCAGCUACUAUUCCAGCUAUAGUUCCUGGAGCUUCAGCAUCCACAAGUGGAGCAUCAAGUGUUGCGGGAAGCAUUAACACACCUUUGCAACUUGCUCAUACUACAGGUAAUCAAAUGAUGCAAGUUCCUUCUGGAAUGCAGCUCAUGCAGAUUCCAACUCAAGGUGGCAGCACUAUUACUGUCCCUUAUUCUAUGAAUGCUAACGGUGAGAUUGCGUUCAGUGGAAUGCAACUCAGCCGACAAGGCUUCAGUGGUGCUCAAGGAAAGCAUGAGAAUGGCAAGGAUGUCUAUCUUAUUCCAUGUCCUGCUGGUACGACAAAUGUUGGACUUCAAGCCAACCGGCACUAUGCUAGUGAAGAUGAAGACUUGCCUGAUCUUGCUACUGAAGCAGAUCGAGGUCUGCAGUUUAUUCAAAGCCGCAGAAAGGAAAGAGAUCCAUUUGGGUUGUACGAUCAUGUCAUCAUGGACAGUGAUUGUACAAACACCACCAUUUGUAAUGGUGAGCUUAUGCAUGGACUCCGUCAUGCUGAGAAAGAACUUGAUAUGCACACUAAUGUGGGCAGCAGAGUUCUUGACGAAGAAGGUUUUCUAGGAAGAUUUCCACCUCCAGUUUAUCACAAUGAAGAUGGAAUUGCCAAUGUACUUGCUAUGCGCAAGAUGAUUGCUGCGGGAUACCGCAUUAUUAUGGAUACUGAUGCUGACAAUGCUUUUAUUGUGCAUUGUGAUGGAAACCGAAAGAUGCGAUUUGUGAAUUGUAAGGGUGUGUAUGUGUUGGAGCAACUUGGAGCGAAUGUCGAACCAGGUGCCAAAGAGACAAGUGUGAUGUACCGUCGCCAGUCAAGCAACUUAAAUAAUCAACCCCAUUUUGAACUUUCUUCAAACAAACAGAAUGGAUAUACUGGACUAGAGAUGACCUCCAAGAUGGCAACCGUUCGAAAGAACAAGGAAGGAUUCGCUCCAAGACAAGUCAAGGCUGCGAUGCAAGCGAGAAGUGCAAUUUGGACUGAUUCCAAAAAUUCGAUGGAACCCCAAAGUAUCAAAGCAAUUUACAUUGAACCUACGAAGGGACAACGUACUGGGCACCAAGUGCUCAACCUCAAUACUAAGAAGAUGAUUUCCCAACCCAAGGUCGUUGUACUACCCGUUACCGAUCAAGUAAUCCAGCGUGUUGAAGCUUGGGCUGCUACCAAAGGUAUUACUUCCAUGAAGUUCUUUGAUAAGAAGAGAGAUUUGGAGACAUUUCAAGAUGGCGAUCAAAUUGCAGGAGUGGAUGACACGGAACAAGGUUACUUAGAAGAAGCCUUUGAUCAGGACUAUGAACCUGAAGAUGAAGAUGAAUGUGAUUUCAAUCUAUGUGGACAAUUUGAUGAUAUCAAUGACUCCAAAAGAGAAGAGCUCUUGGCCGAUGCAGACAAUGAUGUCGAUGAUAUGCCAGAACUCACUGUCAGAUUCCAAGGAGAUGAUGACUAUGAAUCAGACGACGAUUCGGGUGAUGAUCUAUGUGGACAAUUCGAUGAUAUUAAUGACUCCGAAAGAGAAGAGCUCUUGGAAGAUGCAGACAAUGAUGUCGAUGAUAUGCCAGAACUCACUGUCAGAUUCUGUGGAGAUGACGACUUUGAAUCAGACGACGAUUUGGGUGAUGAAGGCAAUGAAGAGGAAGAACCUAUUGUGGCCAAUUUCGAUCACCAUCAAGAAAAUGUCGAUAGAGGAACCGAUGAUAUUGGGAGCCUUGUUACUGAUCUGGAGGACCUACAAGAAACGCCAGAAGAAGAGAUUGUAUUUGAGCCUGAAGAGCCUCAAGUAGCAAAAGUCACUCGAUCUGGGCAAACGUAUGUGCAAGCUGCAAUGUCUGGGCUGAACCUUUCUCAAGUUCCAAAGAAACCAAGAGAAUGGCCUUCAAGCAGGAGUGGUAGUUCUGACAAUAAGAACAAGAAUCGAGCUGCAACAAGACCCAAGCAUCGAGAAAGAGAAUUGAAACCAUUGAAGAACAAGUUAAAAUCUGGUAUUCACACCAAAGAAGGAAGUCGCAGUACUAAAGACAGUAAAGCUAUCCUUGAAGCAAAGCACAAUCUAUGUUUCCAACAGAUUGGGAAUGAGAUGAAAGCUGAUUAUGGAGAGCACAACACUAUUCUGAUCGCUCGUUGCAUGAUGCAGAUCAAGGCCAAGUUUGAUACUGGCAAAGGUCUGUGUUGGAUAUAUUAG
Molecule: messenger RNA, 2325 nt
Organism: Cylindrotheca closterium
Lineage: Eukaryota; Bacillariophyta; Bacillariophyceae; Bacillariales; Bacillariaceae
Source: the annotation of a GenBank genome assembly